AUGGUCGCCGCACUCGCAUCCCAAGACCGCCCCGGUGACAACGUCGACCUCGAAAUCGGCAUCUCCAUCAUGUACCCCUCCGCGCCCCAAGACUGGGUACUAACCCUAACUCCCCUCUGGCCAACCCGCUCAGAACCGAGAACCGGGAUAGUUGCAGCCAUCCAGAAACUCAGCACAUACUACUACAUCACUCCCAGCGGCACCGCUAACCCACCUGCAGCAGCCCCGUUCACAUCCGUCGCGGUCGUCGACAAGGUCUUUGAGGUGUGGCCGAUCGCGUACACGGUCCCCGUCGCGCGGAUCUCGGCGGCGGAUCGGAAGACGGUUGAUGAGGUUGUCAGGUUGGCUACGCCGAGGAUGUCGCAGAAGUUUGUCAUGGGGAUUAUCAAGGAGUUGGAGAGAUUGAGGGUUGUUCCUGCGGGGACGGCGGAGGAGUGUAGGGAGAGGGUCGAGGUCGAGUAUCUCACCAGGUCGUCGAAUGAGAGUUCCAGGAGGGGAUCCGAGACCUCUAGGAGAGGGUCUCAGGAUGGGACGGGAGAGAAGAAGGGUAAGUAGGAGAGAUCUUGGAGAGGUAAGAGUCCUUCCUUCCUUUGGUUUUUGUUUUUUUCGUCCCUGUUUCGGGUUUUGAACAUCAGAUGCAAUGGAGAGUCUGCUUCAUA
Aspergillus calidoustus is the source of this 659-nucleotide messenger RNA. Lineage: Eukaryota; Fungi; Ascomycota; Eurotiomycetes; Eurotiales; Aspergillaceae. The record is from the annotation of a GenBank genome assembly.